This is a messenger RNA of Mobula hypostoma (lesser devil ray), 1250 nucleotides long. It is a transcript of the gene styxl1, whose product is annotated as serine/threonine/tyrosine interacting-like 1. The coding region runs from base 115 to 996 and encodes 293 amino acids. The record is from RefSeq and is a predicted model, not a curated record. Gene Ontology annotation, cellular component: mitochondrion. Gene Ontology annotation, biological process: protein dephosphorylation; negative regulation of cytoplasmic stress granule assembly; positive regulation of intrinsic apoptotic signaling pathway. Lineage: Eukaryota; Metazoa; Chordata; Chondrichthyes; Myliobatiformes; Myliobatidae. Gene Ontology annotation, molecular function: pseudophosphatase activity; protein tyrosine/serine/threonine phosphatase activity; protein phosphatase binding. The transcript has 8 exons.
UUGACGUCACUUCAUGGAUACCGUUCAACAAGAGCUGAAACCAGGGACCCUUGGAGCUGGUAACAGCACUUACCGACCCACCCACAACUUGUUGAUUCCGUAUUAAAUCCCGUAAUGGCAGGAAUUAUAUUUUGUGAUGCAACAGAGUUCUACAACAUACUGAAUCAAAACACAAAGUAUUCCAGGCUGACAGAUCCGAUUUAUCUGUAUUUAGUCGAUGUACGGACCAAAUAUCAAUAUGAUGAAAGUCAUGUGAUAACAGCCAAGAGAGCAAAAAGGGACAUGGAAGGAAAUUAUUUGAUGCCAGAGGAUGUGGAACUUGAGUGUGUAAGGUAUUGUGUAGUUUAUGAUGGGCACACAAACUCAUCGAAUACAGAAGGUCCUGCAAUCCAAUAUGCAAAACUCAUAGAAGUUGUUAGCCGGCAGCCAAUCAGAGUCCUGAAUGGUGGAUAUGAAUAUUUUUCUGCUUGUUAUCCGUUCUUUAGGACACAGAAAAUAUUUUACAUGCCACGGGAGUUGGAUGCCUUUGAGCCGUAUCCAGUUGAGAUUUUGCCAGCCAAACUUUACAUGAGUGACUACAAACAAUCCUGUAAUGCACAAAUUCGGAAAGAUUUGAAGAUAAAGGCAUAUGUCAACCUCUGUCAUGAUAAAGAGAUAUUCUUUGCAGAAGAUCAAAAUAUUACAGUUUUACACAUUUCUUCUUCCGAUACCACUGAUUUCUUCAUUCACUUUCCACUGAUUUGUAACUUUCUUGAUGAACACUUGGAUAAAGGUGCUGUAUGCGUAGUCUCCACUCUGGGUAUAAGCCGCUGUUGCACUACAGUGAUGGCCUACCUCAUUCAUUCUCAGAAACUUCCACUAAAGGUCAUCUGGGCGCAUGUACAUAAGUGCAAAGAAACCAUUCGCCCGCGUCGCGAUUUUGUACUUCAGCUUUCUAAGUGGGAGGAACUUGUCUUAAAGCAAAAGAUCACAGAUGUCUCUGACCCUUAUUACUGAACUGCUAUGUAAUAACUGUCAAUGCAAUAAUUCUCCACCGUCAAAACAAGAUUUGGAAAUGUUUCUGCUUUUUUAAGAGAUUAAAUGAUUUGAUAGCUGGAAAGAUACCUAUUUAUUUAAAUUAUCUUCAUUAUUUCUAAUUAUAAUGACAUUUAUAUAAAUAAAUCAAUGCAUCUUGAAUUAUAAUUUACAUAUUUAAUGUUAUGGUUUAAAUAGUGCUUAACUGUUAUAUUUCAAAGGUACAUUCAAUGUCA